ACCCUUGUCUGCUAUGAGAAACAGGAAGCGCAUUAAAUUUGUGUUGCUCAAGCCGGAACUCGGUUUCUAGAGUCACAUUGAAGACCAAAACCCCGGUCAAAGGAAUAUAAGUUUGAAAUCUCCAUGGAAGACCAACACACAGUACUUUUGCUCAUGCCCACAGGACCAGUGUCCAGUCAACUCAUUCCUGAUGACUUUACUUGGAUGAUUAUUAACAAUGUUUACUUCAAAGGUUGUCCCACGUCUAUUACGUAGAGCAACGUGUGCACUUCAAGCCCAUGGAGAGAUUUUGAAUGGAUGUGUACAGCCAGUUCUUCCUGCUUACUGCUCUUUGCUACGACAAAAACAGAGAAACUACUCAACAGCAGCAGACAACACAUCUCCUCCUCGAUGGGUACAGCUCGAGCCCGAAUUGGACGAGGCUCUUGUGCCGCGUAAGUUGUCAGUGAGUCCCCUGGAGAGCUGGCUCUCCCUGCGCUACUCCCUCCCUCCCCUGCUGGAGGCCCCUCAGCCGCAGGAGGACGCAGGGCUGCUGGAAGAGAAGCUGCUGCCUCCAAUCUCUGCCCCUGUUUUGGAGGAUGGGGAGGGUUCAGCAACACCCCUUAGUUGCAAGAAUGUUUUGGAGAUCCGGCGGAGGAAGAUGAACCGGCAUAAAUACAGGAAGCUGCUAAAAAGGACUAAAUUCUUGAGGAGGAGAGUGCUGGAGGGCAGGGGGAAGAAGAAGCAGAAACGAUUUGAGGAGGAUCUGAAGAGGAUUUGGACACGAGCUGGACUGAAGAAGGCUCCGGAGGGAUGGAAUGCACCUAAGAUUUUCGUUAAACAGCAUGGAAACAAAAGGGACUGAGAAACUCUGACAGGGAUUUAAGUUUGUCUCACAUCCCUCACACUGGACGGCUCUGCACACGUCACACUUUACACACUGCAGUUAAAACAAUAAGCCGACUUUCUGUGCUUUGCAGCUUAACUGAGGCAUGUUUCAGUGAAAUAGACUUAGUCAAUGUGUGUACAAUUAUUUUUAAUAAAGUGUACAUAAACUAA
Molecule: messenger RNA, 1038 nt
Organism: Perca flavescens (yellow perch)
Lineage: Eukaryota; Metazoa; Chordata; Actinopteri; Perciformes; Percidae
Gene: aurkaip1
Product: aurora kinase A interacting protein 1
Exons: 4
Coding region: 218-844 (208 amino acids)
Cellular component (GO): mitochondrion
Source: RefSeq, a predicted model, not a curated record